AUGUUUUUUGAAGGAUCUGGGAGAGUAACGAAUGCAACUCGAGCAAUCAAUGAAAGCGAUAACCUCCGUGUAGUGCUUGACGGGACAAUCCAGACGCUAUCUACUCAAAAUGCACCAGGCAAGGGUCCAAUAAGAGGACUACUCUUUGUCCCUAGCCUUGACCCUCAGGAUCCAUGCAACAAUGCCACAGCAUCGCUUGUGCCGUCCAAUUCGACUCGUCAUAGCCAUGUCGCUCCGUUGAACUUCCCCAACAUCGGCAUAGCGCCGUGGGUAUCCAUCAAUUGUACCAAGUCAUUUCUCAAUGCGUCGCAACAAGAAGACGUGGAAGCGCUGAUCUUCUUUCUACCUUCAACCAACGAUUCCAAGCCACCCGCGCCGGAGGAUUCUCUCUGGGAUCUGGGUGAUGCUGGAGCAUGGAAGAGUCAAAACAACUAUCCGGUCUAUGCGAUCCCCGGUCCUGCUGGGGAGACACUCAUGCGCCAGCUGUCGUGGUACUCUGAUAAUGCGACGUUGGUCGGAUUUGAUACGGGUAGCAAUCUAAAUGGGUCUUCAGCCCUGGCGCAGGAUCAGCAUGAUAUUGUUCGAUUGUUUGCUCUCAUAGAUUAUGCGGAGGAUCAUCGAAACAUGCCCAGUCUCUGGGGAUUCAUCCUCGCAAUUUUGGGAAUGGUACUGGUUCUCAGUAUCAUCAUCCUUCUAUGUUAUCAAUUUGUGCAGAAGAGACGCCGACUAGCCCUCGAGCGUCGCAUCGCUUCCGGCGAAGCGGAUAUUGAAAAUUUCGGGCUACAUCAAAUCAGGGUUUCGCGGGAGGUUCUUGAUCAAAUUCCCACAUACGUCUACCCCUCUGUCAACAUUCCCUCAAAGGCGUCUUUGAAAGGCAGCCCUAGUCAAACCCAGAUCACACUGUCAAGGGCCGAUGAUACAAGUUCGAUACGAUCUGUUGACCACCUCAAAGAGCCUCGUCUAGUCUACAAGGAGACAGAUAUGCAAGCAAGCAGCUCCACCAUCAGACUACCGGAAACUGCAAUUACGUGUGAGCGCAGUCGACCUCCCUCCGUGCGAGAGUGCAGCGACUCUUCCAGCAGGUCACAGCCCACCUGUGCAAUCUGUCUUGAUGACUUUGUCUCGGGAACAACGAUUGUGCGGGAACUUCCAUGCGGCCAUAUCUUUCAUCCGAGCUGCAUCGACGUUUCGCUUACACAGAUAAGCAGUCUUUGCCCGCUGUGUAAGAAAAGCGUUCUACCGGCGGAAUACUACUCGACGCCUGCGGACGAUACGGUAGUUCAUCGGGAUUAUGUCGUGACUGAGCAUUGA
Messenger RNA from Aspergillus viridinutans, 1311 nucleotides. Its product is annotated as E3 ubiquitin-protein ligase RNF103. The record is from RefSeq and is a predicted model, not a curated record. The coding region runs from base 1 to 1311 and encodes 436 amino acids. The transcript has 3 exons. NCBI's taxonomy places the organism in Eukaryota, Fungi, Ascomycota, Eurotiomycetes, Eurotiales, Aspergillaceae.